UGCAGGGCGGAGUGACCUUGAUUGGACCGUUUUGACCAGCGUUAGAGGGCGGCUGAGGGAGGCUGCUGUCUCCCAAGUAAAUGUCUACCUGUCAGCAAACAAAGCAGAAUUGAUCCCCAAGAAACAAAACACUCUAAGUGGGACGGAGAAGGCGUUUGAAAUGGGAGGAAAUGGCAGCACGGCGAGGAAAGUGUCAUUCGGGCUGGACGAAGAAGAAAAGGUCACGGUUAUUGAAGGAGUAAAGAAGCCCCUUCAUUGACACCCACCGCUUGCAACUUGACACCCUCUGCAAAUGACGCGGUCCAGCCACGAUUGCCAUCUGUCAGAGGAUGUUCUCAGUCGAAUGAAGAACACUCAGGGGUCUUCCAGGGCACCGACUAAGCAAGACAAUCACAAAACAUCAAGUUCAAAAUCACCUGGCCCCACUGCCACAGAAUUACAGAAAGAAAUCCGUAGAAACUUCCAGAAUCAGCAGGCUCUGGUGCAGGAGCAGUUGGCCAAAUUGAAUCAGAGGGAUAGAGAGACAGCAACCGCUGUCGGGUUGGAUGAUCUGAGUCCUUCGCUCAUGGUCGAGAGAGGGAAGGCCUGGGAAGAGCACGAGAAGGCAAAGCUACUGCCUGCCGAUUUAGAUGCCUGGGCCAGACAGUUGGAGAGGAAGGAACAAGAGUUGGCCACCGUUUCCAGCUUCUACCAAGAGCAACUUGAGAUACUGGAGAAGAAAAAUCUAGAAACUUACCAACAGACAGCGGAACAAUACAACUGGACAGCCACCAAAGCAGAGGCUAAUAUCAGGCCCCGGCAGAGUGCAUCAGUGUGCUCUGAGCUGCAGGCCAAGGUGCUCCAGUGUUACAGAGAAAAUCCUCAACAAACCCUGCACUGCUCCACUCUGGCCAAACAGUACAUGACCUGCAUCCAGCAAGCCAGGAAGAGCUCACUGACCAAUCACGGAUGAGAAGCCCCAAGCAAGAAAGCAUGAAGAGCAGAAGUGAAGAAGAGAGAGCAUGUCAAAUCCAUCCAAUUCUUGCCUCCCUCUGUGCUUUCUGUUAGACAUCCAUUCAUUUAUUUAUUUAGCUGCCACCGCUGAAGAGCCUCACUCUCGUCUUCUCCACUCGCCAUCCUUCAGUUAUUUUUUUUUAAGCGUAUUAUCUUGAUUUGCCCCUCUGGAGUGUACGAUGCCUUGAUUUAUUGUCAAGUUGCACAGGCACACCCUUGCCUUCUCAGAAAUAAAUCCCGGUGAUCCGGUGGUGAUGAGACUA
Syngnathus acus (greater pipefish) is the source of this 1256-nucleotide messenger RNA. RefSeq names its product MICOS complex subunit mic25a-like. Lineage: Eukaryota; Metazoa; Chordata; Actinopteri; Syngnathiformes; Syngnathidae. The coding region runs from base 293 to 952 and encodes 219 amino acids. Gene Ontology annotation, cellular component: mitochondrion; MICOS complex. Gene Ontology annotation, biological process: inner mitochondrial membrane organization. The record is from RefSeq and is a predicted model, not a curated record. The transcript is spliced from 10 exons.